Molecule: messenger RNA, 1945 nt
Organism: Chlamydomonas reinhardtii
Lineage: Eukaryota; Viridiplantae; Chlorophyta; Chlorophyceae; Chlamydomonadales; Chlamydomonadaceae
Exons: 14
Coding region: 43-1587 (514 amino acids)
Biological process (GO): regulation of transcription by RNA polymerase II
Cellular component (GO): nucleus
Molecular function (GO): DNA-binding transcription factor activity, RNA polymerase II-specific
Source: RefSeq, a predicted model, not a curated record
UUUGGACAGCCUCUAUGAUAGCCUCAGCAAGGAAGAGCGGCCAUGGCGCUGCGAGCAGGCGAAAAAGUCUCGGAAGCUGCUUCAGGAGGCAUGGGUGAGUUCCGCAAUUCUGGUCGCGGGCGACCAGGUCUUGUAAACCUCAAGCCAAUUACAAAAGGCCGCUGGAAUAAGGAGACCGCGUACUCCGGUAUGGCCAAGUUCAUCAAGGCCCAUUACUUGGCCCAGGGCUAUCCCGAGAUGCCUACGGACCUGGUGGCCUCCAUUGGCCAACUGAUGAAGACCAUCCAGGAGAAAAUGGAGUGGGUGACCGUGGGCGGGCGCCGCAUGCAGGCGGACUGCGGGCCGCCCUGUGACCAGUUCAUCAGGGUGACCACCAAUUGCGUGGCGAUGCUGAUGGCGAUAACGUUCAGCGCCACCGACCGCGCGCGCACCGCCCUGGUCCGGGCGCAGGACCUGGAGUUGAUUGGAACGGUGGAGCAGAUGGCCGGCCGCAUGCUGGACAAGCUGGGCGGGCCGCUGCUGCACGAGGGCGGCUUCGGCAGCGACGACAUGGCGGCGCUGCACCUGCUGCAGGAGGCGUCCGACCUCAACCAGGCGAUUGCGGCGGUGCCGAUCCACGUCAGCGUGUCCAUGUCCCUCAUGGUGCUCCACGGCCUGAACCUGCGCGAGAUCAAGUGGAUACUGAACUACGUGCUGGCUCGCUGCGCGAAGGAGCGGGUGGAAUGUUGCAUGAGCGCUGACGACCCCGCCGGCGCCCGGGCCGCCGCCGCGCUGUGGCUGGAGUACGCCCGGCGCCUGUCCGAGCUGGCGCCGCCGCCGCCCAAGGCCAGGCCGCAGGCGGCUGCGUCAGCGGCGGGCGGCCAGGAGGACGAUGUGGACGAGACGGCGGUGUCUGGACCCCAGCCCAGCGCCCUGGCUGCGUUCAUUGUGGCCGAGGCGCGGGUGUCCCUGGAGGGCGUCAACCCGCGGACGCUGGCGGCCAUGCACGGCGCCGUGAAGAUGGCGCAGGCGCAGGGUGACGACGUGGUGGGCUGGCUGGCGGCGUUGAACGAGGCGCAGCUGCGGGUGUGGGGCGCAGAGCGCAUGGACGGAACCUUCUCGGAAGCCGACGUGCAGCAGGCGCUGGACAUGGCGGCGGAGCAGCGCGCGAGCUGUCGGCGCUGGGGCGGCGAGCUGCACACGGAGUCGCGCUGCCGGGCGCUGAUGGCCGCCAUUGACACGGAGCUGCAGCACAGCCGCGAGUGGGGCGAGCAGCUGCGGCAGAGGGAGCAGCAGGCAGCUGGAGGCACCGGUGGAAGCGGCGGCCGGCGGCCCCUGCUGCCCGCGGGGCGGUUGCCUGUGCGGCCUCGGGGCGGGGACGGCUGGCAGUGCCUGCAGCCGGUGGCGCUGGCGCACCAUGUGUGUGUGGCGUGCGGCAAGAUGUACCACAAGACCCAGCUGUGCUCGCGCUGCAAGAGCGUGCGCUACUGCGGCCGCGAGUGCCAGUCGGCGCACUGGAAGGAGCAUAAGCAGGAGUGCCCCAAGCUGGCGGCAGCGGCGAAAAAGGACGCGGCGGGCGAGGCGGCGGCAGGGGACAAGGAUGCGUAGUGGUUGCAGGGCACUCUUUAAGGGGAUUGCAGUGCGUGCGUGCUUGGUGACGUGUAGGAAGGAAGGCCUACGCCCCAGUCACAUCUGUGGCGAAUUGCACACUGUUCAGGAAGUUGCGAACGACCGUUGUGCCUAGAUUGAAGUGCGCAACCUGAGGGGGGUCGCGCGAGUUGCGCGUGUGGUGGCGGGCGGCAUGUUGCCAUGUGGCGCUUUCACUUCCUGACCAAGCCAGCGUCACGCUUCCGGCUGACCUUGCAAAUGUAUACAAUUGAUCUUCACGUAUGCAAGCAGCGUAUGUGGCACGCACGGACGCGAAAGCUUGCGCUUUUCUGGUUCCCGCGCCCACCGUUCGCGACUU